AUGUCGAUCAGAAAGCUGGAUCUGCACAUUGAGCUGCAGGGAUAUCGAUGUCAGCCCCCCCCCGGUGCACGUAUCAAUAUCUCAGAAGGAUUCCAUGCCCUGAGAGAAUCAUUCACCAUCACCGGCGCCACAGAGUGUGUGUUUCGAGCCUUCACUGUGAUCACAAUCAAACUGGAAGAGGACUUGGCUGCACUUGUGGCGAACGGCACCGUCACCAGUAAGCCUCCGGUCACACUGCGGCUGGUCAUCCCGGCCAGCCAAUGCGGGUCCCUCAUCGGCAAGGGCGGCUCCCAAAUCAAAGAGAUCAGAGAGAAAACAGGGGCUCAGGUACAGGUGGCAGGAGACCUGCUCCCCAACUCCACAGAGCGAGGCGUGACGAUAUCUGGCAGUCAGGACGCCAUCAUCCAGUGUGUCAAGCUCAUCUGCACUGUAAUACUGGAGUCUCCUCCGAAGGGGGCUACGAUUCCGUACCGCCCCAGUCCUGCUCCAGGUGCAGUACUUCUUGCUGGAAAUCAGGUUUUCGAAACGUCAGAGUUUGCGUCUCAUCCGCUUUUCUCAGUGGCUCAGGGAGGCCUGGAUCUGCAACAAGCUUAUACUGUACAAAACCAAUAUGGCAUUCCACACUCAGAGUUGGCCAAGUUGCACCAGUUGUCCAUGCAGCAGGGUCUCGGCCCCAUCGCUCAGGCCACGGCCACUCCAGUUCUGCCGGCAGGCAUUGAGUCCAGCUCCCAGACAGCAUCACAAGAACUUCUCAUUCCAAAUGACCUGAUUGGUUCAAUAAUCGGCAGGCAGGGUACAAAAAUCAACGAGAUCCGCCGUUCCGGGGCUCAGAUCAAGAUCGGCAGUCAGCUGGACAGCACUAGUGACCGUCACGUCACCAUCACGGGCUCCCCAAUCAGCAUCAACUUGGCCCAGUAUCUAAUCACAUCCUGUUUAGAGACCGCCAAAUCCACUGCCCAGUCCUCCUCCAUGUCGACCCCUGUAGACCUCAACAUGAGCUUCACCCAGACUGCUCCCCCUGCAUCGUCCUCUGCCGCAGCCCUGGCAGCGAUGGGCGGCCUGCCCCACGCUCCAAUCUUGGGCGCCCCCUAUACCCUCCCCCUCUCCAGCCUCCUGGGAAUCAAAUCCGUCCCCUUCCUGGCGCUGUCGGCCCCCGCUGCCACUGCCGCCGCUGCUGCCGCCGCCGCCGCCGCUGCCCCAGCUCACGGCUCCCUGGCCUCCUACACCGCCAAGAUCUCCUCGGCCAACGGCAUCAAGAAACCGGAGCGGCAGAAGUUUGCGCCCUACUGAGAGGAACUACCCACACCUCCUUUGAGACGAAACGCCGCAGGGGAAUACUUUUAAGGGUUCUUCUUCUCCUCUAGCCUGAUGUAGCU
Danio aesculapii is the source of this 1376-nucleotide messenger RNA. It is a transcript of the gene pcbp4, whose product is annotated as poly(rC) binding protein 4. Gene Ontology annotation, cellular component: cytoplasm; nucleus. Gene Ontology annotation, molecular function: mRNA binding. Lineage: Eukaryota; Metazoa; Chordata; Actinopteri; Cypriniformes; Danionidae. Gene Ontology annotation, biological process: negative regulation of mRNA splicing, via spliceosome. The record is from RefSeq and is a predicted model, not a curated record.